GUUACAUAUAUCGAAUAUUAUCGUACAUUGAAUAUAACUGCAUUUAUCAGAUUGAUCUCUUCCUCUCUAAAAAGAAAGACAUUCAAGAAGAUAUUGGUUUUGGAACAAGUGUCUCUAUAAUUUUACAAUAUUGCAAAUGUGCAUAAUAUAUGAAGAACAGUGUCUUGAUAUAUUUGAAAUCCCUUAUUAUAAAUCAUUGAAGAAAUGGUUGAUAUUAUCAGGAUUAUAUCCACCUAAAAAUAUUAUCAUAAUUUUAGUGGCGAUUUCCAUUAUAAGCGUUACUCUGCCAUUGAUGUUCGCAAUAUACACAUCAUUACAUGCAAAAAAUAUAGAUGCUAUGUUCGAAUGCUUGCCGUCCUUAGGUGUAUGUAUAGUUGCUAUGUUUAAACUGCAAAAUAUAUAUAACAACAGUGAAAACUUCAAAAAAUUAUUUACAUUUGUGGCAAAGCAAUGGUAUCAAUUGAAAUUAAACAAUGAAAUACGUAUCCUGGAAGAAAUCAUCAUGCAAGGCAAUAAAAUGGCACAAAUAUACAAAAACACAUUAUUGCUCUCUAUGACAAUUUUUUUUUUCGUACCAUUAAUUUUUCCUAUUUUGGACAUUGUUUAUCCUUUAAAUGAAACUCGACCAAGACAACAACUAUAUAGAGUUAAUUACUUUAUUUUUAACCACGAAGAUUAUUUUUUUUACGUAUAUUUUCAAUUAGUUUGGAGCUCAUUUGUUUGUGUGAUAGUCAUAAUUAUUUUUGAUUGGUUGUAUAUUCUUAUAAUUCAUCAUAAUAGUGGAAUGUUUGCAGUAUGUGGGUAUCAAAUUCAAAAGAUAUUCGCUGAAAAAGUUUUUUCGAAUAUACAUAUAUACGAACAAUUUAAAAAUUGUUUAAUCGUUCACAGUGAAGCUAUUCAAUUUUUCAGUAUUUUAGACGAGAGCAGUCGAAAUACUUACCUCUUUUUAGUUGGAACAAAUAUAAUGGCAACAAGUAUAUCAGCUGUACAAGUAGUUUUAAAUUUAGAUAAAUUGGAAGUGGCAAUUAAAAGCGCUGUAUUUCUUAUAGCUGCCCAAUUUCAUUUAUUUAUUCUUAGUAUACCUGGACAAAUACUUUUAAAUCACUAUUCUAAUCUAAAAAAUAACAUAUUUAUGUCCUCAUGGUAUAAUAUGCCAAUAGAAGUUCAAAAAAUGUUUUAUGUGAUGCAAAUAAGAUGUAAAAAGCCAUGUUCAUUAACGGCAUGUGGAUUAUACGAAAUGAAUAUGGAGAACUUUGGAACAGUAUGUAUUGCAAUAUAUAAAGUUCUUAAUAAUAUAUAUAUUAACAAAUAUUAAUAAUCAUUUAUAUUUAUUUCGAGGCUCUAAAAACAUGCAUGUCAUACAUCACUAUGAUAUUGUCGCUGAAAUAAUAUUAUCCGUAAAACAUCAAAUCAUAUGCAGAUUUAACAAAAAAUUUUAGAACAAAAUAAACAUGAUUGUAUAUUGCUAGUAUGAAUGUAUGUAUUGAAUAAUUUAAAUUAUAUUAUUGAAUAUAAGAAUAAAAUUGUCAAAUUACAUUUGUUAUAUGAUAUUUAAA
Messenger RNA from Apis mellifera (honey bee), 1556 nucleotides. RefSeq lists its product as uncharacterized. Gene Ontology annotation, biological process: detection of chemical stimulus involved in sensory perception of smell; sensory perception of smell. The record is from RefSeq and is a predicted model, not a curated record. Gene Ontology annotation, molecular function: olfactory receptor activity; odorant binding. Gene Ontology annotation, cellular component: plasma membrane. The transcript has 9 exons. NCBI's taxonomy places the organism in Eukaryota, Metazoa, Arthropoda, Insecta, Hymenoptera, Apidae. The coding region runs from base 137 to 1315 and encodes 392 amino acids.